AUUUAAAUUCAAUAACGAUAAACAAAAUUCGUUAAAUAAAACAAACAAAAAUACAUCAACUGUUUGAUCCACAAGAAGUGAUACAAACAAACUACUAAUCAAUCAAUAAAAAUGGCAAACAUUCCAAAACUAUUAUAUCGAAAGCCAGGAAUACUUCGAUCCGUUUACGGAAAGGAAGAGAUUGGGCUCAGAGAUCAAGAGUUUGAGUCAAUUGUUCAACAAAAAGAUCUGAAAACAAAUGAACCGAUUAUUGUGGCGGAAGUGUUUGGAACACCAGGAGUACAGACAAGACAACCGCCAAUCAAUUAUUUCGAUCAAUUGAUACAAAUUACAGGACAAGUAGAAGUCAAUGAUGAGGUCAUUCAUGGGUUUGUCAUAUGUUGGUACGAAAAGGACAAUAAACAACUUAUAAUUAUUGAUUCCUCGACACUCAUACCACAAGUAGAACACAUAUAUCAGAUGCGAGAUUCAGUAUUUCCAGUACUGAUAACACCAAACCAUCGCCCGCUAACAAGAUUUCCCGAGGGCUACACUACAGGCAUAUAUCUCGCACUCAUGAAAUCAAAACGAAUUAAGACUGACACUCGGAAUGUCCUUAUUUUUGAAAGCCGUACUAAGAUUAAAAAAGCCAACUGUUCGACACUUGAGGCAAAUUUGAUUUGUUUUAUUCAAUCGACAGUUAAAAAACGGUCGAAUGUUCUGGUAAUCAAUUACCUGUUGGAUGGCUACGACCAGUCAGUUAUCGGUAUACACGCGGCACUCAAUCAGCCAAUUGAUCAAAUGAUUACCACCGAAUUUGAUCGAAUACCCGAUUAUAAUCACCGAUUGACUAAUCGCUAUAUGUUUCUCGUCGGCAACGAUGGCUAUCUAUGUAUUAAUGAAGUCUUGGAUUCAAUGAAAUAUAACAAUUCUUUGCUUAAAGAGAACACUUAUUUCUGUUGCGACGGUAGCCUAGAAUUGACAAAUAUAUUAGCCGUUAAAUUUAUAUUUACUAGAUUUAUAAGAACCACACCCUAUCGGAAAACUAUUCAUAUUAUACCCGAAGGCGUACAAUAUAUAAAUAUCUUACGAAAGGAUUGUCAACCACUAAACACCGGCCAAUUAAAGUCAUAUAUAUACGGCUGGUAUACUGUAUCAGAUUAUGCCCCAAAAGUACUUGAAUUGGAUUCAAUACAAUUGUACACUGAUUUGUUAGGUCAACCAAAUCCAGUUCAUUCAUAUCAACCGGUGAUGGUAUUGGCCGAUAUCAACGAUGCUUUGAUCUAUGAACAUAAGUUCAACAACCAAGUGGUCGGCCAUUUGCUGUUCUCUCUAUCGACCAAUCAUUGCGACACCAGUUUAUUUUUUGACAUUUUCAUGGUUUUCAUUUGUUUAGACGAAACAAAUUGGUCGACAGCCACUACAUUGUAUCAAUUGGUCGGUGAAUGUUCGGUAAAUUAUCAGAAAUCGUGGAUCAAAAACCAAUUGAAUGCACCGAUGAUCUGCUAUUUUGAUAAAAAUACUAAUCAAAAGCCAGCUGUAAAUCUAAUUGAUUUGACUGCCAAUCAAUUGAAUCGAUGGAAACCGAGAUUAGAUAAACCAUUUACAGUAUUUGCCUUAACUACGAAUUGGCGGACAAUAUUUUUGCCGUUUAUCAAUACAACACCAAUCAAUGGUUGGCUCAAUGUUGGCGUCAAUUUGGUUGAACGUCAACGAAGUAUUGAAGUAUUUGGUUUACAAUUACCCAAUGACUACGGCGUAACUCAAAAGAAACAACGGGUCUAAUGAUGAUUAUUCAUAUGUAGAGACUUGGUUUUAAUACAACACUAUUGAACGGUUGGCGU
Messenger RNA from Oppia nitens, 1823 nucleotides. RefSeq lists its product as uncharacterized. The transcript is spliced from 2 exons. Lineage: Eukaryota; Metazoa; Arthropoda; Arachnida; Sarcoptiformes; Oppiidae. The coding region runs from base 112 to 1764 and encodes 550 amino acids. The record is from RefSeq and is a predicted model, not a curated record.